This is a messenger RNA of Cryptomeria japonica (Japanese cedar), 672 nucleotides long. Its product is annotated as 7-ethoxycoumarin O-deethylase-like. Lineage: Eukaryota; Viridiplantae; Streptophyta; Pinopsida; Cupressales; Cupressaceae. Bases 1 to 672 code for a protein of 223 amino acids. The transcript is spliced from 3 exons. The record is from RefSeq and is a predicted model, not a curated record. Gene Ontology annotation, molecular function: oxidoreductase activity, acting on paired donors, with incorporation or reduction of molecular oxygen; iron ion binding; monooxygenase activity.
AUGGAAGGGCAAUGUCUGAUUUGGCUUUCUGCACUAGUAAGCAGUGUGCUGGCGUAUUUCUUAUUAGAGUUAAUUGAGAGAAGAAAGAAGAAGAGCACGGCAAAUCUUCCUCCUGGACCUCCUGCCUGCCUGGCCUAUUGUGUGUUGGAAUAUAAUCUCAACUACCUCCACCAGGGGAAAAAGUGUCUCAAUCUCAUGAGCAACACCAUCUUCAGUAAGAACUUGUUCGAUCCCAACAAUCCAGAGUCUGCAGAAUUGAGGAACUCUUAUGGUGAAUUGACGAAGUUGGCCGGAAAAACCAACUUGGCCGACUUUUAUCCAUUUCUGAGGUUCCUUGAACAUCGGGGCGUGAGCCGUGAUUUGACUGUUCAUCAGAAGCGAUUACAUAAAUUGCUUAGAUGUAUUCCCAAGGAAAAGGACUUUCUCGACAUUCUGCUCGAUUCAACUGCCGAUGAUUUCACUCUGGAAAAUAUCAGGGCUUUAAUUAUGGAACUUUUGUCUGGUGGUAGUGACACUACUGCCGCAACAAUAGAAUGGGCUAUCGUGGAGCUCAUUGCCAAUCCUCAUGUAAUGAAACAAGCACAAAAAGAGUUAGAAGAGAUAAUUGGUUUCAAUCGAAGAGUGCAAGAUGUUGGAAGUGGAAACAAUCUAAGAGGGGGUGAAUUAGAGUGA